Messenger RNA from Amoebophrya sp. A120, 2530 nucleotides. The record is from the annotation of a GenBank genome assembly. NCBI's taxonomy places the organism in Eukaryota, Dinophyceae, Syndiniales, Amoebophryaceae.
AGGGUGUAUAGCAGCUAAGGUCGUCAACGCCAAACGGCGAAGGUGAAGAGAAUGAUGAUGAAACCGCGGUUUCUUCGCAGAGAAUAAAGAUCCUGAUACACGCGGCGCGACCUCGCGGCACUGAUACUGAAGAAGAUCAUUAGAUAUGAUGCGCUUCGACGACUUUUUUGUCGUUGCGCUGCUCUUCCAUAGUCGGUCUUUUACUUUUUGCCCGCCGUGCCAUGCAUUCGAUCCUCUACUCGACGGGAAAAUCAAAACUGCCGCCACACCAAGUCAAAAGGCACCGACACCCGCAACCGCGAUAGGAGCCGGGACCGAUGCUGCUGGGACUUCUGUCCCAGCAGCUGCAUCUUCCGGCAGAAUAGACAGGGACGAAGGCCGCGAGAGGGACGAUCCAUAUCCGGAUGAUGGAAAACCGACCCCGCACCGCAAGCGACGCAUCAACAGGACGGCAGUGGCCCAACAAGGCGCUACUUCUACUGGGGUAACAUCAACCGCGGUUGCCUCCGAUGGUACGAUGGAGAGAAGUACUGGUACUGGUACUGGUGCUGUUGACAUCAAUGCGACAUCGUCAGCUUCUGGUACUAUCGCGCCGAACUCUGGUAUAGUGUCCGAAAGCAAGCGAAAGGUUUUGUCCUCGCAAGACCCCGACCUGACACGCAAGGUGAUUGAGGGGAUUGGCCCGGAGAACUCGUUGUACCACGUUCAGCCGAUCUAUUACGAAAGGGACGACCACCUGGACGGCUGGACGUUCCCGGACUUUGCCACCAUUCAUCGCAAGCUGUACGGCGUAAGCCACAAGGAGAAACACGUCGUGGUGGAGUACUCGAACCCGUACAACAUGUCUCCGACCUUUGGGAAGUUUCCGCACAGCAACCUGCAGCCGGAUUUCUUCAUCAGCAAGAUCCUGGACCGGCUGCACCCCAGGGAGCCCAAAUUCAUUGUUGAGGUGAAUGUGAAACAAAAAAUAAUUUAUCCUGUUGUUCCCAUGUCAAUGAAUCUUAAUCUAUGCGUGAAAUCCGCAUCUACAAGCAAAAAAAUCGAACUGUUCUACUUCCUCUCUUGCGGAUAUUUUACACAAAACCUCGCUUCUCCUGCUCAGGUUGGUUCUUUCCAGGGCCACAGUGCUGUUUUGAUGGGGUCGAUCUUGGAUGCGAUCGGGCUCGCGGAGGUGCCCAUUCUGUGUAUCGACCCGUGGACGGGAGACCUAAAUACGUGGGCCAUAUCAAAUGCAAAAAUGUCUGGGUCUGGAAGAGUGCGCGACUUGUCAUGCUCCUUUUCCAUGACCCAUGAGGACUGGAAUGCAGGAUCUAGCAUGACAGAUUCUGCGAGACCUUUCUCAUGCCUAUCCUGCAUGAGAAACUCCCUCUCGACUUGGUCAAAACUGGACGACUUUUGGUAAUCAUGCAACACAGAUUUUUACAUGCUGCAGAUUUAGCAUGACAAGUUGCAAUCUUCCAGACCCAGACACUUUUACAUUUGAUAGGCCAACAAGGACCACGAUGUGGAGGUGCAGCACUGGAUGUCUCCCGUCCGGGACGGGCGGUUUCUAUGCACUGCAAAAGUAUCGUACUCGUAUGAAUGCAUUACAAAUUUCCUCAGCAUGAGAAAUGAAAUUUGUAAUGCGGAUUGAUCUUAAGAAAAGGAUUAGUAAUGCAAGACUUGCAUUAUUUUUAUACGAAUGCGAUACUUUUGCACAGGAUAGUUUCUCCUGUUCGACCAUUUUAUGACGAACGUGCAGUUCAAGAUCUCCCGCCACCUCUCCCCGCUGCACAUCCUGCCCUUCCACGCCACGAGCAUGGUCGGCGGGCGGUUCCUGAAGGCGAUGAAGUGGCACCCGGACGUGAUCUUCCUCGACAGCAGUCACGAGGCGCACGAGACCUUACUCGAGCUAAAAUUGUACUACGAGGUGCUGGCGCCGGGCGGCAUUUUGUUCGGGGACGAUUUCAGUUGGCCGGGGGUGAAGAACGACGUGCUCACCUUCGUCGCGGAGAUGGGCUGGGGGCGCGAUCCGGAGCGCAUAUUCGACUUCGAAAUUCUGCCCGCAACCACCUCCUCCGGCGGCUCGGUUUAUCCUGUGCAAAAGUAUCGUACUCGUAGUAAUUGCAGGCAUGCAUUACAAAUGCAAAUCUCGUUCCCAAGGCAAAUCAGCAUGACAAAUUGCAUUUGUCAUGCUGAGGGAAUUUGUCAUGCAAUUUAUACUAGUACGAUACUUUUGCAGUUCAUACAGUUCUGCUCUGGUUGAUACACAAAGCCAAAUACGUGUAGGUCGUGUAGUUGUGGUCUGCGUUCGACGCGCUGUUCUUCAUCUCCUUUGCUCGCCUUUUUUGCAGCGAGAUUGCCUGUUCCAUCAGAUCGGUGACGGGCGGAGUCCCGUUUCUUUCUAGGUCAUCGAAGUCUCCGCAUGCCGUUGCAGUAGCCUUGUCCACUUAUCGCUUCGGCGGGGCUUUCUAGUCGCGAACUAAACUCUUUGAUUUGAUAGAAUUAGCACAAAUCGAGCUACAUUGCUUCUCGAAUGAUGGUAGACCAC